GAUUACUAGUGUGAUUCUGUAUUAGUUAAGACGUAAUAUUUGUUUGAGUUUAUAUGUACUAAUUCAUUGAACAUGAUCACUUUAAUCUGGUUGGGUGUACUUCUGGUGACAUUGACGUUGCACCUCAGGAAGGUGUACUCAAGGUUCAAGGAUUAUGGCGUGAACCACUUCACGCCGAUCCCGGUGUUAGGAAACGCUGGUCCAAUAACAGUGCGACUUCGGCACGUGGCUGAGGACUUCGAUAUGGUGUAUAAAGCUUUUCCAGAGGACAGGUUCACAGGCAGAUUUGACUUGCUGCGGCCCACGGUUAUCAUCAAAGAUUUGGAACUCAUAAAGCAGAUCACUAUAAAAGACUUUGAGCAUUUCCUGGACCACAGAGCUUUGGUUGAUGACACCGCUGACCCAUUCUUUGGCAGAAACCUAUUCUCUUUGAGAGGUCAAGAAUGGAAAGACAUGCGGUCCACGUUGAGUCCUGCUUUCACCAGUUCCAAGAUGCGUGGAAUGGUCCCUUUUAUGGUGGAAGUUAAUAACCAGAUGAUUGAUAUGAUUAAAAAAAAAAUUGCGGCUAAUCCGGAUGGGUACCUCGACUGUGAAGGUAAAGACCUGACAACUCGCUACGCUAAUGACGUGAUAGCAUCCUGUGCAUUCGGCGUCAAGGUGGACUCCCAUACCAAUGAGGAAAAUCAGUUCUAUCUUAUGGGUAGGGACAUGGCGGAUUUUGGAUUCCGAAAGAUUAUGGUAUUUCUCGGUUACUCUUCGUUUCCGAAAUUAAUGAAGAAAUUCAACGCCAAACUUCUGUCUGAUGAGACUGGACAUUUCUUCACUGAUUUAGUUCUCAGAACGAUGGAAGACCGUGAGGUUAAAGAAAUUGUGAGACCUGAUAUGAUUCAUUUACUGAUGGAGGCAAAAAAAGGCAAACUUUCUUAUGAUGAAAAAAGUACUAAAGAGGCUGACACUGGAUUUGCAACAGUCGAAGAAUCCGAUGUCGGAAAAAAGACUAUCAAUAGAAUCUGGUCCGACACCGAUUUGAUUGCCCAAGCAACUCUCUUCUUCGUGGCGGGCUUUGAGACUAUUUCGUCGGCGAUGUCGUUUGCACUCCACGAGUUGGCUUUGAACCCUGAAAUUCAGGACCGUCUGGUGCAAGAGAUCAAGGAAAACUACGCAAAGACUAGGGGGAAAUUCGAUUUUAACUGUAUUCAAGAUUUGACUUACAUGGAUAUGUUUGUGUCGGAGGUACUUAGAUUGUGGACUCCGGUAGUCGGCAUGGAUCGUCUCUGCGUCAAAGAUUACAAUCUGGGAAGAGCGAACAAAAACGCCACUAAAGAUUUUAUCCUCCGCAAAGGCGAAGGAUUGUCUAUCCCGACCUGGUCAAUCCAUCACAAUCCUGAAUACUACCCCGAACCCUAUAAAUUUGACCCUGAGCGCUUCUCCGAGGAAAACAAACGGAACAUCAAACCGUUCACUUAUCUACCAUUCGGGACGGGUCCGAGGAAUUGUAUCGGUUCAAGGUUUGCUCUUUGCGAGGUGAAAGUCAUGUUAUACCAGCUCCUGCAGCAGAUCGAAGUUCUUCCGAGCGACAAGACUAAGGUUCGAGCGAAAUUGGCGAAGGAUACCUUCAACGUCAAGAUCGAAGGAGGCCACUGGAUCAGACUCAAGCUUAGGGAUUAGAUUUUCAAAUAAAUUGUUUUUACUGUUGUUUA
Messenger RNA from Bombyx mandarina (wild silkworm), 1700 nucleotides. RefSeq names its product cytochrome P450 CYP9A22 (gene Cyp9a22). Gene Ontology annotation, molecular function: monooxygenase activity; heme binding; iron ion binding. The record is from RefSeq and is a predicted model, not a curated record. Lineage: Eukaryota; Metazoa; Arthropoda; Insecta; Lepidoptera; Bombycidae.